Molecule: messenger RNA, 3676 nt
Organism: Pectinophora gossypiella (pink bollworm)
Lineage: Eukaryota; Metazoa; Arthropoda; Insecta; Lepidoptera; Gelechiidae
Gene: ifc
Product: sphingolipid delta(4)-desaturase DES1
Exons: 7
Coding region: 188-1153 (321 amino acids)
Biological process (GO): ceramide biosynthetic process
Cellular component (GO): membrane
Molecular function (GO): sphingolipid delta-4 desaturase activity
Source: RefSeq, a predicted model, not a curated record
UUGUCGUCAUCGUCGCAAGUGGUGCACGCGUGAUCGGUUUGCGCGGUGAUUUUUUUUUUUAUAGAACGUUCUUACUCUAGUCGGUUUUAUACAUUUUCACUUUCAACCAGUGCCUUGGCAGUAUUGACUGUUAUCUGUGACUGUGAUGUACUACUAGAUUACGUUACUAUAAAAUAAAUCACUAAAAAUGGGCCAGAAAGUGUCCAGAACAGAUUUCGAGUGGGUUUACACCGAGGAGCCCCAUGCUAGUCGACGAAAAAUCAUUCUAGAAAAGUACCCGCAAAUAAAGAAGCUGUUCGGGCACGACCCGUUGUUCAAGUGGGUGGUGACGUUAAUGGUGGUGACCCAGCUGUGCAUGCUGCCGGUGGUGCAGCAGCUGAGCUGGCCCGCCACGCUGGUGCUGGCAUACUGCUUCGGUGGCGUCAUCAACCACUCGCUGAUGCUGGCAAUCCACGAGAUCGCCCACAACUUGGCGUUUGGACACAACCGGCCGAUGGCCAACCGCCUCUUCGGUUUCUUCGCCAAUCUCCCCAUUGGGAUACCUAUCUCCAUCAGCUUUAAGAAGUAUCACUUGGAGCACCAUCGGUACCAAGGAGACGAGGUAAUAGACACAGAUCUCCCGACUCUUCUAGAAGCAAAACUGUUCAACACAACUGGUGGGAAGCUAGUAUGGCUGUUCUUACAACCAUUAUUCUACGCGUUGAGGCCUCUGGUGGUCCGUCCGAAGCCCCCCAGCCCACUAGAGCUGAUCAAUCUAAUUAUUCAGCUGUUUUUCGACGCUGUUGUCGUUAAAUUGUUCGGGUGGAAGGUGUUAGGGUAUCUAAUAUACGGCUCGCUGAUGGCUAUGGGGGUCCAUCCAGUUGCUGGCCACUUCAUAUCGGAGCACUACAUGUUCCGCAAGGGGUUCGAGACGUACUCGUACUAUGGGCCGCUGAACUGGAUCACGUUCAACGUGGGGUACCACAACGAGCACCACGACUUCCCCGCCGUGCCCGGCCGCAGGCUGCCUGAGGUAAAACGCAUAGCACCGGAGUUCUACGACGAUCUGCCGCAACACAACAGCUGGUCGUCCGUUCUGUACGACUUCGUGACAGACCCCGACAUAGGUCCAUACGCCCGCAUCAAGAGGAAACACCAUGGCCUCGACAGUUAGAGAGAGAGACUUUCAUAAUUAGAACGUGAUACAAGAAAACCAGGUAUGCUCAAAAGUGACAGCUAACAUUUCAAGGUUAGCCCAGCUGACGUCAUCCCACCCUGUGUUGCCAUUUCGUAAAAAAUAAGUUACCCACGACCAAUGUGUUUAAUUUACUUUUCAAGUCAAUUUUGAAGUUUUAGUAAAAUAUUUACUUACUUUAAUGAUUUUUAUAUACGUGUCAAGUAAAAGUAAUUAAAUACAUUAGUCAGUAAUUCACUUAAUUUUCAAUAAUAAAAUUUAUGUCCUUGGAAUGUUGGAGAUACCAAUUUAAUGGUAACACUUACAUCAAGAAACAGCUAGCAAUGGCGGCUUUUUAUGGGAUUAAGCAUACCUGGUUUUCUUAUAUCAUGCGCGCCACGAAAGUCCCGCGGGUUUUACAUAACAUGACAGCAUCACGCCUAUAUCCCCAAAGGGGUAGGCAGAGGUGUAAAGUAUACAGGGUGUUAGUAACACCGCACCGAUAACUGAGGAGAAUUUACCGUCGUAAAAACAUAAAGAAACAUGAAUUUUGUCGACGGAAAAUUCCACUUGAUAUUGACUCAGAAUAAUGAGCUGAAUCAUCCCCCUCAGUAUUCGAGUGUCACUAACACCCUGUAUAUACCCACUCCUCGCCAGCUAUUUCGAUUCCGCGGAUUUCAAUGGAACUAAUUGACAAGUUAUAAUAAUUCUAAGCGGAUACUGCGACAGUAGCGCCGCGGCCGCGGGACUGCUUUCGUGGCGUGGACUCCACAGCUGUUACAAAUAGCUUGAUUAGAAUGAAAGCUAGAGAGAAAUAUAGUAUCGAGCCUAGUGUGAAAGAGGCGGGAAAUACCUAUGUCCCAUUCGCACUAGGCUAUAUUGGCCCUGAAUCCAGCACGCACAACCUAAUUUUAUUUUAAGUUACACCUGUCAUAUUCUUAUCCGCCGAAGAGGAAAGUGACAGAUGAUUGACAACUGUCAAUUUUAAAAUGAACGAGUGAAUGAAUGGAAUCACCCGAACGAAUCGAAUAGGCAUCUCGCUGGUACGCAACCCGUUUAGCAUUCUGUCGGGUUAUAUACGUCUUCAUAAAAAUUUUAGGGGGUUGUUUAAGAUUUCCACCAAAAUUGACGUGUGUUCCAUAAAUUUUUGGGCCGUCGACUACCCGUCCCUUUCCUUUCCGGCGGAUAAAAUGACAGGUAUAACUUAAAAUAAAAUUAGGCGUAGCGUAUUGGGGGGUUAAAAUGGCCACAUCGAAGCAAUUCAUCUAAGAAAGCAAUAUUGCUAUUUGACAUUUGAUUGCAUUUGCGCACUUUCUUUUAUAUGCGCAAAUGUCAAAUUGCUUUUUUAGAUGAAUUGCUUCGAUGUGGCCUUUUGACCCCCCUGGUAUCAGCACCAUAUUUUUUCUAUACCGCUGUCAUUAUAAUCAAGGUAUUUUUAACGAAGUAUACCACCUUAAUUCUCAUUCCUCGGAGAGCAUGGUCAGCUAAAUUGAUAGCACGAUAGAUGAAUGCUUAGUGUUGUCUUUGCGUUUGACACUACCGUUACUUUUUUUGACGACAAUUUUUUUAGUCUGAUAUUUUUUUUAAAUUGUGCCGUUCUGCACUUACUAUAAGUGCAAGACAACCUACAGGAUGUUAGUGAUACCGUACCGAAUACUGAGGGGGAUGAUUCAGCUCAUAAUUCUGAGUUAGCGUCAAGUGGAAUUAUCCAUCGCAAGAUUCAUGAUAUAUUAUGUGUUAUUUUAUUAAUUAUUUUUUAUCACUUGAUAUCAACUCAGAAUCAUGCUGAAUCAUUCCCCUGAGUAUUCGGUACGGUGUUAUUAACACCUUGUAUAGUUAUAAAUAGAGAUGUGCCGAUGACUAGUUACAGACCACGAUAUUGUCGACUAGUCGCUGCAUCUCUAGUUAUAAAUUAGUGAUAAUUCCUGUAAACACCUUUUAAUUUUAUUUUAAGUUAUACCUGUCAUUUUCUUAUCCGCCGAAAAGGAAAGGGACGGGCAAUCGACAGACACAAUAUUUAUGGAACACACGUAAAUUUUAGGCAGAAAUUUAGAAAACCCUCCCAAAAAUUUAUAUUGGCCAAUAACCCGACAGAAUUUUGUUGACAGCACACGUCAAACGAGUUGCAUAUUAGCGAGAUGACUAUUUUAUUAGCCCGGGUUAUUCAUUCAUUUUAAAAUUAACAAUUGUCAAUCAACCGGCCGUUUCAUUUUCGGCGGAUAAGAAAAUGACGGGUAUAACUUAAAACAAAUUUAGGAGGGGUCUGCAGGAAUUGGGGCCAUUAUCAAACUAAAAUAAAAAUUUGAUCAUGUUUGCCACUAUCUGCAUUUAUGUUGGUGAAAAGUUUGAAUAGUUGGACGUAUAAAGCUACAGUGCGCAACGCUCCUUAGAAAGCUCUAUUUAUAUAGCUAGACUUUUGAGAUGUAUAUUGAAUAUGUGUAUUUUUUUAUUCAUAAAAUCGAACCAAACAAUAGGAAGACUAAUCAAUAGCCUUCUAAAGAAAAAAAAACAACAUUUUUUACA